AUGGCUUCGAGUGACAUGAAGAAUUUGGAUGAUAUUGGUGGGACCCCGCCGUGUAACAAUGCUACUCGAACCACUACACCAAUUUGGGCAAUGGAGGUGGAUGCACAAASAAGUAUUCAAACUUYGACUGUCACGGAAUCAAGCCGAAAUACUGUUAUCCGAGAAGAAAUUGGGAAGAAACCUCAAUUCGCGCAACUUUAUAUCUACGACACUGAAAAUGAGACAAAUAACAUAAUUGAAGCAAUGAGAAGGCAAUUUGGAGUGGACGGCCUUGAUCUUCAAAUUAUACAAGAUUUGUCUACAAUGUUAGAAGAAAGCAAUGUGUUAGUACAUUCAUUUCGCAUGGCAAGAGACAGAUAUAUGUGUGAACCGAAUACUGUUUUUCGAUUACGGAUCAUAAACAGUCGCACAACGGAUGGCCGACAAUACAAUCUACCAAGUGCUAAUGAAGUUGCAGGCUUGAUUGUUGGUGACCUGAGCGAAAACAAUUUCGAGCGUGAUGUUAUUGUUGAACAUCGUACAACUGGACUUCAACGGAUUACUGAUCUCCAUCCGUCUUUUAUGUCGAUGACAUACCUGUUAAUACAUCCUUACGGUGAAGAUGGGUUCAGGCAAAAUAUAUUACUCCAAAAAAUGGACGGAUCUUCUUCAAAGAGACAAUUUGUAAUAAUGCGACAAUACUAUUGUUUUCGUUUGCAACAACGAUCAAACGAGGGCCAUACUCUUUUUCGUGCAGAUUUAUUUUCUGGGUUGAUGGAUGCCAUAAAUCGUGGUGACACAGAUGGAAAAAAAAUCGGAAAGUCAAUAAUACUACCCUCAUCACAUACCGGUAGUCCAAGGUACAGAGUUCAAAAUUACCAAGAUGCCAUGGCAAUAUGCAAGUGGGCUGGGUACCCGGAUAUUUUUCUGACAUUUACUUGCAACCCCAAAUGGCCGGAGAUAAAUGAAAUGCUCUACUUAAUAAAACAAGAAGAUGAUCCAAAUCGGGUUGACAUUGUAAGCAGGGUUUUCGAAAUAAAGCUCAAACAGUUGAUGGCGGACUUAAAAAUAGGAAAACCAUUCGGAACGAGAGGUCUUCCUCAUGCACACAUAUUACUUUUCUUGGAGUCGUCAGGGAAAAACCCAUCAACAGAUCGUAUUGACAGAAUCGUCACAGCCGAGAUUCCAAAUCAAAGUAUCGAUCCAGAUGGGUUUAAUGCAGUAACCAAAUUCAUGAUUCAUGGGCCAUGCGGAGAUCUCUAUCCAUCAUCCCCGUGUAUGUUACAGAGCAAAUGCUCUAAGCAUUUUUCCAAAAAAUUUGUCCCGCACACAGUAAUUGAUCAAGAUGGAUUUCCAAUAUACAGAAGAAGAGAUACAAGAGCUUUUGUGGAGAAGAAAACACAUAAGUUGGACAAUCGAUAUGUCGUACCUCAUAACAGAGGUCUGAUUGUUAAAUUCGAUGCUCAUAUCAAUGUUGAGCUUUGUAAUCAUUCAAGAGUCGUGAAGUACCUAUUCAAGUACAUACAUAAGGGUUCUGAUAGAGCUACUGCUACAGUUUAUUCAACAAACCCGAAUGAUGACCAUGAUGAAAUAAAGACAUAUUUAGAUUGCAGAUACAUUUCGGCUGCUGAAGCAUGUUGGCGUAUUUUCCAGUAUGAUAUUCAUUUCAGAUAUCCAGCAGGGGAGCGGUUACCUUUCCAUCUUCCAGAUGAACAACCAGUUGUUUUUAACGAAAAUGAUAACCCGGAGUCGGUAAUGGUCAAACCUGGAGUAAGUAGAACAAAGUUCACAGAAUGGCUUGAAACCAACAAAAGAAAUCCCGAUGCCAGAGAACUUAGUUACUCAACAUUCCCAAAACACUGGGUCUGGAAUGCAAGAGAUAAAAUAUGGACAAGACAUAAAAAGGGCAUAUCAAUUAGCAGAAUAUACUUCACCCAUCCGUCAUCCGGCAAAAGGUUUUACAUGCGCAUGCUUUUAAACUUUGUAAAAGGGUGCACUUCGUACGAACACAUUCGAACGGUGAAUGGCAUCACAUAUCCUUCUUUCAAGGGAGCUUGCUAUGCUCUUGGAUUGUUAGAUGAUGAUGAUGAUGAUAAUGAAUGGGUUAAUUGCUUAACAGAGGCAGCAAAUUGGGCAACUGUCACGAGUUGCGACAUUUGUUUGUCACAAUUCUUGCAAAUUGCCAAGUCUCAAAUGCACCAAAUCUUUGGAAAAGAAAUUACGCAGCAUUGUCCGAAGAUAUAG
Messenger RNA from Cynara cardunculus var. scolymus (artichoke), 2223 nucleotides. RefSeq lists its product as uncharacterized. The transcript is spliced from 5 exons. The record is from RefSeq and is a predicted model, not a curated record. Bases 1 to 2223 code for a protein of 740 amino acids. Lineage: Eukaryota; Viridiplantae; Streptophyta; Magnoliopsida; Asterales; Asteraceae.